Bacillus rossius redtenbacheri is the source of this 5735-nucleotide messenger RNA. It is a transcript of the gene Chc, whose product is annotated as clathrin heavy chain. Gene Ontology annotation, cellular component: clathrin complex; clathrin-coated endocytic vesicle; clathrin coat of coated pit. Bases 106 to 5139 code for a protein of 1677 amino acids. NCBI's taxonomy places the organism in Eukaryota, Metazoa, Arthropoda, Insecta, Phasmatodea, Bacillidae. The transcript has 31 exons. Gene Ontology annotation, molecular function: clathrin light chain binding; structural molecule activity. The record is from RefSeq and is a predicted model, not a curated record. Gene Ontology annotation, biological process: intracellular protein transport; receptor-mediated endocytosis.
AUGACAAGUAGGCGAUCCCGAUAACCAUCGCAAUUUUGGCAGCCAAAUUUACAGCCAGACGGAGGCGGUUCAUUGGUAAAGCAAGUACGGUGUAGCGUCGCCAAGAUGACGCAGGCACUACCAAUUCGUUUUCAGGAGCACAUGCAGCUGGUAAAUGUGGGUAUAAACCCACCCAGCAUAAACUUCAACUCCCUGACGAUGGAAUCUGACAAGUUCAUCUGCGUGAGGGAGAAGCUGGGAGACACGGCUCAGGUUGCGAUAAUCGAUCUGGCAGAUCCAACCAAUGCCAUUCGUCGACCCAUAUCGGCAGAUUCUGCAAUAAUGAACCCAGCCAGCAAGGUCAUUGCUUUAAAAGGAAAGGCUGGUGUUGAAGCAGCCCAGAAGACCCUUCAGAUUUUCAACAUAGAAAUGAAAAGCAAGAUGAAGGCCCAUACCAUGACGGAAGAUGUUAUUUUCUGGAAGUGGGUUUCGCUGAAUACGUUGGCUCUGGUAACGGAGACGUCCGUAUACCACUGGAGUAUGGAAGGUGAUUCAAUCCCACAGAAGAUGUUUGAUCGCCACUCCAGUUUGAAUGGUUGCCAGAUUAUAAAUUAUCGCACAGAUCCCAAACAAACGUGGCUGUUGCUCAUUGGAAUUUCUGCACAGCAAAACCGUGUGGUUGGUGCCAUGCAACUCUACUCAGUAGAGCGGAAGGUUUCGCAGCCCAUCGAAGGGCACGCUGCCUCAUUUGCGCAGUUCAAGAUGGAAGGAAAUGCGGAGUUAUCCACUCUCUUCUGUUUCGCAGUGCGGACCUUGCAGGGUGGGAAGCUCCAUAUAAUUGAAGUUGGCCAGCCACCAGCUGGUAACCAGCCAUUCCACAAGAAGGCUGUGGAUGUGUUCUUCCCACCAGAAGCGCCCAACGAUUUCCCAGUGGCUAUGCAGGUUAGCAACAAGUAUGAUGUGAUCUACUUGAUAACAAAGUAUGGAUACAUUCAUCUGUAUGAUAUAGAAUCUGCAACUUGCAUCUACAUGAACAGAAUAAGUGGAGACACCAUAUUUGUGACUGCACCUCACGAAGCAAGUGGCGGCAUUAUUGGUGUAAACAGAAGAGGCCAGGUAUUGUCUGUAACUGUUGAUGAAGAGAACAUAAUUCCUUACAUCAACAAUGUCCUUCAGAACCCUGAUCUGGCUCUUAGGAUGGCAGUGAGGAACAAUUUGGCUGGUGCGGAAGAACUGUUUGUGCGCAAGUUCAAUACACUCUUCCAGAAUGGCCAGUAUUCUGAAGCUGCCAAGGUGGCAGCCAGUGCUCCCAAGGGCAUUCUUCGUACGCCGCAAACCAUUCAGAGGUUCCAGCAAGUGCCUACACCACAGGGACAGACAUCGCCUUUACUUCAGUAUUUUGGCAUCCUCUUGGAUCAGGGCCAGCUGAACAAGUUCGAGUCGCUGGAGCUGUGCCGGCCGGUGCUGCAGCAAGGCCGCAAGCAGCUGCUGGAGAAGUGGCUGAAGGAGGACAAGCUGGAGUGCUCGGAGGAGCUGGGCGACCUGGUGAAGCAGGCCGACCCCACGCUCGCCCUGUCUGUCUACCUGCGCGCCAACGUGCCCAGCAAGGUGAUCCAGUGCUUCGCCGAGACGGGUCAGUUCCAGAAGAUAGUGCUGUACGCCAAGAAGGUGGGCUACGUGCCGGACUUUGUGUUCCUGCUGCGCAACGUGAUGCGCGUCAACCCGGACCAGGGCGUGGGCUUCGCCCAGAUGCUGGUGCAAGAUGAGGAGCCCCUGGCGGACAUCAACCAGAUUGUGGAUAUCUUCAUGGAGCAGAACAUGGUGCCACAAUGCACAGCGUUCCUAUUGGAUGCUUUGAAGAAUAACCGGCCAUCGGAGGGUCCUCUGCAGACUCGUCUCCUCGAGAUGAAUCUCAUGUCGGCACCACAGGUGGCAGAUGCCAUCUUAGGCAAUCAGAUGUUUACGCACUACGACAGAGCUCAUGUUGCCCAGCUGUGCGAGAAGGCAGGUUUGCUGCAGAGAGCGUUGGAACAUUACACAGAUCUGUACGACAUAAAGCGUGCAGUCGUUCACACACACCUUCUUAAUCCAGAAUGGCUGGUUGGGUAUUUUGGCACACUUUCAGUAGAGGACUCUUUGGAGUGUCUGAAGGCCAUGCUUACUGCAAACAUCCGUCAGAACUUGCAGAUUUGUGUCCAGAUUGCAACAAAGUACCACGAGCAGCUGACAACAAAAGCCUUGAUUGAUUUGUUUGAGUCCUUUAAAAGCUACGAGGGACUUUUCUACUUUUUGGGCUCAAUAGUUAAUUUCAGCCAAGACCAGGAAGUACACUUCAAGUAUAUUCAGGCUGCGUGCAAGACGGGACAGAUCAAAGAAGUGGAGCGUAUCUGCAGGGAGUCGAACUGUUACAAUGCAGAGAGGGUGAAGAACUUCCUGAAGGAGGCAAAGCUCACCGACCAACUGCCUCUCAUCAUAGUUUGCGACCGUUUUGAUUUUGUUCAUGACCUUGUCCUCUACUUGUAUCGCAAUAAUCUACAGAAGUACAUUGAAAUAUAUGUUCAGAAGGUGAACCCAUCUCGGCUGCCAGUGGUGAUUGGAGGUUUGCUGGACGUGGACUGCUCCGAAGACAUCAUAAAGAACUUGAUCUUGGUAGUGCGUGGCCAGUUCUCUACUGACGAACUUGUUGAGGAAGUGGAGAAGAGAAACCGCCUGAAGCUUCUGCUUCCUUGGCUGGAGUCGAGGGUGCACGAGGGCUGUGUGGAGCCAGCUACCCAUAAUGCCCUGGCCAAGAUCUACAUCGACAGCAACAAUAAUCCUGAGAGAUUCCUCAAGGAGAACCAGUUUUACGACAGCAGAGUGGUGGGAAAGUACUGCGAGAAGAGGGAUCCACACCUGGCAUGUGUCGCGUAUGAACGGGGACAGUGCGAUAGGGAGUUGAUAAGUGUCUGCAAUGAGAACUCCCUCUUCAAGUCUGAGGCCAGGUACCUGGUGCGCCGACGUGACCCAGAAUUGUGGGCGGAAGUGUUGAAUGAGAGCAAUCCUUUUAAAAGGCAACUUAUUGACCAGGUGGUUCAAACUGCGUUGUCGGAGACACAAGAUCCUGAAGAUAUAUCUGUGACUGUGAAGGCUUUCAUGACUGCAGAUCUGCCCAAUGAGCUUAUAGAAUUGCUAGAGAAGAUUGUGCUGGAUAGUUCUGUCUUCAGUGAUCACAGAAAUCUCCAAAACCUUCUGAUACUGACAGCAAUUAAAGCAGACAGAACACGUGUCAUGGAAUACAUUAACAGACUGGACAAUUAUGAUGCUCCAGACAUUGCCAACAUUGCAAUCAAUAAUCAGCUCUAUGAAGAAGCUUUCGCCAUUUUUAAGAAGUUUGAUGUCAAUACUUCAGCUAUUCAGGUUUUGAUAGAAAAUGUGAACAAUUUGGAUCGUGCCUACGAGUUUGCGGAGCGUUGCAACGAACCCGCAGUGUGGAGCCAGUUGGCAAAGGCUCAGUUGCAGCAGGGUCUUGUUAAGGAGGCCAUAGACUCCUUCAUAAAGGCAGACGAUCCUUCUGCAUACAUCGAUGUUGUAGAGACAGCUCAUAAAACAGGGAGCUGGGAAGACCUAGUUAGAUAUUUGCAGAUGGCACGAAAGAAAGCACGUGAGUCAUACAUUGAAUCUGAACUGAUUUAUGCGUAUGCCCGUACCAGUAGACUGGUUGACCUUGAAGAAUUCAUAUCUGGACCAAACCAUGCAGAUAUUCAAAAGAUAGGUGACAGAUGUUUUGAUGAUGGCAUGUAUGAAGCAGCCAAACUGCUGUACAACAACGUCUCAAACUUUGCACGCCUGGCCAUCACUUUGGUUCACUUGAAAGAAUUCCAAGGAGCUGUUGACAGUGCACGCAAGGCAAACAGCACUCGAACGUGGAAGGAAGUUUGCUUUGCCUGUGUGGACAGCGAAGAGUUCAGGCUAGCACAGAUGUGUGGGCUGCACAUCGUGGUGCAUGCCGAUGAACUGGAAGAUUUGAUCAACUACUAUCAGGACCGUGGAUACUUCGAGGAGCUCAUAAACCUGCUGGAAGCAGCUCUCGGGUUGGAGCGAGCUCACAUGGGCAUGUUCACGGAGCUUGCCAUUCUCUACUCUAAGUACAAAACGGCCAAGAUGCGAGAGCACCUGGAGCUGUUCUGGUCUCGUGUCAACAUUCCAAAGGUGUUGCGCGCGGCAGAGCAAGCUCACCUCUGGGCAGAGUUGGUCUUUCUCUACGACAAGUAUGAAGAGUACGACAACGCUGUGAUAGCCAUGAUGAACCACCCUAGUGAAGCUUGGAGGGAAGGGCAUUUCAAGGACAUAAUUACCAAAGUGGCAAAUAUAGAGCUAUACUACAAAGCCAUCCAAUUCUACCUGGACUACAAACCUCUCCUGUUGAAUGAUGUUCUACUGGUACUAGCACCACGAAUGGACCACACCAGAUCUGUCAAUUUCUUUGCCAAGGUGAACCAUUUGCAGCUAGUGAAGCCGUAUUUACGAUCAGUUCAGUCGCUUAAUAACAAAGCUAUAAAUGAAGCACUCAACAACCUGCUGAUAAAGGAGGAAGACUAUCAGGGCUUGCGCACUUCAAUUGAUGCAUUCGACAAUUUUGACAACAUAGCUCUGGCCCAGAAGCUGGAGAAACAUGAGCUGAUAGAAUUCCGUCGCAUUGCAGCGUAUCUGUACAAGGGCAACAAUCGCUGGAAACAGUCGGUGGAACUUUGCAAGAAAGAUCGUUUGUUCAAGGAUGCAAUGGAGUACGCUGCAGAGUCUAAGAACGCGGAUGUUGCAGAGGAAUUGCUGAGCUGGUUUCUUGAGAAGGGCAAUUAUGACUGCUUUGCAGCGUGCUUGUUUCAAUGCUACGAUCUGUUGCACCCCGAUGUCAUUAUAGAGCUAGCGUGGCGACAUAAAAUCAUGGACUUUGCAAUGCCAUAUCUCAUACAGGUCACUCGGGAGUACAUCACAAAGGUAGAUAAACUUGAGGAGUCUGAAUCACAGCGAUUGGAAGAAACUGCACAGGACCACAAACCAAUGAUAUUACCGGAGCAGCAGUUGAUGUUGACAGCAGGACCUGGUAUGAUUGGCCCUGGCUACACUCCCUCAUAUCCCAAUGCUUAUCCUCCUCCACCAACGUACCAAGGAUACAGUAUGUAGUCAGCACACCGUCAACUAUACUUUCUACAUUCGCUGAACAUUUUGUUAACAAGUUUGUUUCCUUGGAACUUCAUAGAACUGUAUCAGUGUUAAGUUUUACGUAUAUUGAUAAAAAUGUAACAAUUAAUUCCAGACUUUUUAAUUUAUACUAUGAACAUAGUUGUUGAACUUUGUUGGUGUAAAAGUUGAGUGUGUUUUUGAUACUUAUAGUUUAAAACUCUUGAUAGCUCCUCGCUAGUCAACUAUUCAUUGGUUACAACUUAGGUGCAGGUGCAUUUGUACGUUUAUUUUGUUGUAUGAGUGUUUGUGUAAAGAUUUAUAUUCUGUAGAUUAUAGUAAUAGAUUAAUCAUUAAAAACACAGUUCAUGUUGAAAAAUUGUAUAGAUAAUAUUAAAAAGGUAUAUUUAUUGUAUAAAUUAUUAUUUACACAAUGGAAUAGAGAAUUCCAGUAAAUGUUAAUAAACAAUAUGUAAAACUGUAAUGUUAAUAAAUUUUCAAUUGAAAAUUAUUUGUGUAAUACUCAGUGCAAAACUGUUGUAAUAUAAUGACUGUACCACUAAGCAUAAUGUAUGAUAAAAUAAUUUAACAUUAUAAAA